Poecilia latipinna (sailfin molly) is the source of this 1653-nucleotide messenger RNA. It is a transcript of the gene usp21, whose product is annotated as ubiquitin specific peptidase 21. Gene Ontology annotation, molecular function: cysteine-type deubiquitinase activity. NCBI's taxonomy places the organism in Eukaryota, Metazoa, Chordata, Actinopteri, Cyprinodontiformes, Poeciliidae. The coding region runs from base 338 to 1552 and encodes 404 amino acids. Gene Ontology annotation, biological process: protein deubiquitination. The record is from RefSeq and is a predicted model, not a curated record. The transcript has 12 exons.
CCGACACUCGUGGCAGGACAGGGCAGAGAGGUAGACUUUCAGUUCUAUCCCACAAACACACGGUGAAACCGUAGACGUCCCCUUUAUGCAUUUUUAACAGCUCAGCAGAUGAUGGGAACAGUUUGGUUGGGACUCUUUGUUCAAAGAUACAGACCGAAGUGAUCAGCUGUAAAUGUUACUUGUCGUUCUCAAGGUAAGGCAGGGGGUGUGCUCCUCUGUGCUUUGCUCCCUGAUCAGAAGGGUCGCCCCUCAACAUCUUGCUGACCUUUAAUCAGACGCGCAUCAGGGAUAAGAUACCUCGGCACAUCUUCGAGCGGAGACUGACUGGCAGAACAGAAUGCCUGGUUCUAGCGGCGUGAACGUGGAGGGCUCUUGCGGGGCCCUGUGUCGGACCCUGGUUUCUCAGAACGGUCUGCAGAGAGACACAGCAGACAUCUCCCAGUCUGUCCUCUACACAUCCCUGAUGGGCCUGCUGCUGGUCGCUGACAAUGAGAAAGAGCCGCUCACUGUUGGAAGUGGAAGAGUUGGCCUUAGAAACAUUGGGAAUACAUGCUUCCUGAACGCAGUGGUCCAGUGUUUGUCUCACACUUGUGUCCUGCGCAACUAUUGUCUUCUGAAGUCUUACAAGCAUGAGAAGUUUUCAAAAGAGGAGGCAAAGCUCAUGGACAGUUUCUCUCAGGUGCUCUCAGGUCUUUGGGAUGUUAGGGAAGGAGACACUGUUGUAAAUCCUCGACAGUUUUACAGCGUUUUUAAAGCAGUAGUGCCUUACUUCAGCGGUUACAGUCAGCAAGAUGCUCAGGAGUUUCUCAGGUUCCUGCUGGACAAGCUGCAUACGGAAAUAAAUCGCAGGCCUUAUGUCAAAAGGACAGGGAAGGAGCCUCAGCAGCAAUACGUCAGAUUUAGAAUUUCAGAAGAGGCGAAUGCCAUGUGGAAGAAGCAUUUGGAGAGAGAUGACAGCAUAAUAGUAGAUCUUUUCUCGGGUCAGCUGCGGAGUUCACUGCACUGCUCGGUUUGUUCGCACUACUCCAACACGUUUGAUGUGUUCUGUGAUCUGUCGCUGCCCAUCCCUAAAAGGAGCUCUGCAGGGGAGGUCACCCUGCAGGAGUGUCUGGACCUCUUCUCUCAGGAGGAGAAACUUGACAAGGAAAACUCACCGAUGUGCGAGAGAUGUAGCAGGCGUACAGAGUGCACCAAGCGGCUUUCCAUCCAGAGGUUUCCUCAGGUUAUUGUAAUCCAUUUGAACCGCUUCACAACAUCCAGGUGGUCUAUCAGUAAAAGCACAGUGUACGUGUCUUUUCCCCUCAAAAACCUGGACCUCGGACCUUACGGACCCGUUGACUGUGGCCCAGUUUUAUAUGAUUUAUAUGCAAUCUGUAACCACGCUGGGACUGUGAAUAUGGGCCACUACACGGCCUGCUGUCUAGAUCAAAGCGGAUGGUGCUUCUACAACGACUCCAGCGCGACCUCGAUCACGGAGAACCAGCUUCAGACGAAUCAAGCCUACGUCCUAUUCUACCAACGCAGCAGCAGCACAGCCACCGUCAGGAAAUAGCCUAGAAGAUGCGGCCAAUCAGUCACCUCACCUCCGGUGUCCAUAGAAACAAAUAGAAGCAGCAGCAGUUUUAACCCUGACAUCAGCAGCAAAAAAAAAAA